Molecule: messenger RNA, 901 nt
Organism: Eremomyces bilateralis CBS 781.70
Lineage: Eukaryota; Fungi; Ascomycota; Dothideomycetes; Eremomycetales; Eremomycetaceae
Exons: 2
Coding region: 412-867 (151 amino acids)
Source: RefSeq, a predicted model, not a curated record
ACUAACUCUUCAACCUUCGCUGUUGUCUAGGAGGUGAGGGUCUAGAGCAUUGUCCUGUCAGAGGCAAGACUACUUUGUACCGUACCAGCUGGACACUGGUACUCCAUAUAGAAAUAUGGAUGGAGGUACCUCAAUUCCGAAGCGGGCACGUUUGUUCUCUCCCGCAAUGACCGGAAUAAUGGCGAGUUGCAAGGGUUAGCCCAAUACCAGUAGGAUUUAAUUGGUGAUUGAUGGCUCCAUUCCACCCUUUGACUCAUCGCUCCCCCGUAUACCGAGGAGGCGGAGGUCGUCGAUUCACGAUUACUAUCGGGGACCAGCAAUUGCCCAAUCACUCCACCCAAUCGACUCUAGAUCGAGACCAUGGGUGAUGUCGUGGCAUGUUCGCAACUCAACAAUUGAUCAACCAUUGAUAUGAUUCCCAUCCCAUUGCAGGAGCUGAGGCGAUGUGGCGCGGUUUGUUGCGAAUUUCAUGACUGGGGAUCAGAUGCGGAUAGGAUCCACGAAAUAUUGCAGCGAAAGGCGGCCAACAACUGGGCUCAAUUGACCGAGACAGCCUUGGGACACUGCAGGAUGGACAUGCUAAACAAAGAGGGAAUCCUGAAUUCAACCCGAUUUGCUUGGUCGCCUCAUGGGUCGCCAGGAUGCAUAUCGGGUUGUUUUCAGAACAAUGCUGCCUGGCGAUAUGCCUCCGACGGUGACACGUGGAUUCCUCCGCCUCCCUUUCACGGGUUUCAUCAUUCUGAAAAGCCCCGUCUACAUUCAUACAUAGUGGUUCUAAUUGACACCUGGGUUGCUCAUUUGCCUCAGGUUUGGGACCGUUCGAAUCAAUUGAAAGCAAGUGAUGGGGGAGCAAGGGGCCAUGAUUGACGUGUACAAGUUGCAAGGAGGGCGAAUAUUUCUC